ACCGAAGCAAAAAUCGAUCGUGUCGUCCUUCGUGGCUAUUACCCCCUAUGAAAAGAGUUCCAAAAGGAGCAAGGACAUAACCAGGGCCGUUUCUUACUUUCUAGCGAAAGAAAUGAUGCCCCUAAGCACAGUGGAACAAGACGGGUUUAGGAAAUUAGUUAAAGUGCUUGACUGCCGGUACGAACUCCCUGGCAGAAAAUACUUUUCCAAAACCGCACUGCCUCAGCUAUAUGAAGAGUGCCGCGAAAAGCUGGAAAAUAAUCUAAGGAACGUGAGAUUUUUUGCCACUACCUCCGACCUAUGGUCGAGCCGGACAUCCGAGCCAUAUAUGAGCCUCACCAUUCAUUACAUUGACGAGGAGUGGGGUCUGCAAUCAAGAUGCUUGCAAACUGCAUAUUUUCCGGACGACCAUACUGCGGAAAUACUUUCUGCGGGUCUGGAGGAUGCACUCGCAUCUUGGGGCCUUAGCGAGGACCGCCAGGUGUGCAUUACAACGGACAACGGCGCAAACAUCGUCAAGGCUGUCUCACUUAAAAACUGGACCCGUCUGCAGUGUUUUGGUCACCGGCUACAUCUAGCCAUUGAGGGGAGUAUGAGAGACCAGAGAAUCCAAAGAGCCAUGGGUGUGUGCAAAAAAGUGGUCAGUGCUUUUUCCUUCUCAUGGAAAAAGAAACGAGAACUAGCGGUCACUCAAGAGGAGCUCAAGCUGCCAAAGCACAAGUUGAUCACAGAAUCACCCACCAGGUGGGGGUCACGCCAUGCCAUGAUAGCACGAGUGCUAGAGCAGGAGAAGGCCAUUGCAAAAGUUUUAUCAGCUGAUAAAAAAACAAGGCACUUGGCUCCCUCAUGGCAGGACAUUGACGUUCUGGAGUCUGUGUGCAAGGCUCUAAACCCACUUGCUGAUUUCACUGAUGCCCUUUCUGGUGAAGAAUAUGUGAGUGUGUCGUACCUGAAACCUCUUGAGGUAUUUCCUCAUUCCAACCACAUUUGCUCCUACAGAGACCUUGGAGAAGCAAUUUUGCAGUUAGAGUAA
Molecule: messenger RNA, 1033 nt
Organism: Sinocyclocheilus anshuiensis
Lineage: Eukaryota; Metazoa; Chordata; Actinopteri; Cypriniformes; Cyprinidae
Product: zinc finger BED domain-containing protein 1-like
Exons: 3
Coding region: 113-1033 (306 amino acids)
Source: RefSeq, a predicted model, not a curated record